Messenger RNA from Auxenochlorella protothecoides, 993 nucleotides. Its product is annotated as ABC transporter G family member 36. Gene Ontology annotation, molecular function: ATP binding; ATP hydrolysis activity; structural constituent of ribosome. The coding region runs from base 1 to 993 and encodes 330 amino acids. Lineage: Eukaryota; Viridiplantae; Chlorophyta; Trebouxiophyceae; Chlorellales; Chlorellaceae. Gene Ontology annotation, biological process: translation. The record is from RefSeq and is a predicted model, not a curated record. Gene Ontology annotation, cellular component: ribosome. The transcript is spliced from 4 exons.
AUGCAGCUGGUAUCUUCGUUCACCGGGCGCGGCUUCAUCUUCGGCGUGGCGCCAUCCCCGCCCCGGCUCCAGGCCUCUCGCCAGGUCACAUGCAUGGCCAAGAAGAAGGGCACCCGAAUCAUUGUCACUCUAGAGUGCACAGAAGCUCGGGGAGAGGGCAAGACGCCCUCCCGAUACACCACGCAAAAGAAUAAGCGCAACACCCCCGAGCGGCUGGAGAUCAUGAAGUACAACCGGUUCCUGCGGCGGCACACCCUUCACAAAGAGGGGAGCGCGCCUUCCACCACGCGCCGCACCAGCUCGGCGAUGCUGCGCCCCAGCGAGCGUGCGGCGGCGUCCUUCGCCUCGGGCGAGGCGUACCGCCGCGGCACCGCCCUGCCCUUCACCCAGAUGGUCAUCACCUUCCGCGACGUCUGCUACUCGGUCCCCCUGCCAAAGGACCUCGACCGGGGCAAGGCCGACACGGGGGGCGAGGGCCCGCACGCCGGCCAGCUGCGCCUGCUGAAGAACAUCAACGGCGCCUUCCGCCCCCACGUGCUGACGGCGCUGAUGGGCGCGUCGGGCGCGGGCAAGACGACGCUGAUGGACGUGCUGGCGGGGCGCAAGACGGAGGGCGUGAUUACGGGCGACAUCCGCGUGAACGGGCACCCCAAGCAGGACCGCACCUUUGCGCGGGUGAUGGGGUACGUGGAGCAGACCGACAUCCACAUCCCGCAGGCCACCGUGCACGAGGCCUGCCAGUUCAGCGCGCGCCUGCGCCUGCCCACGACGGUGGACGCCGCCACGCGCGAGGCAUUCGUGGAGGAGGUCAUGACCCUGGUGGAGCUGGACCGCCUGCGCGGCGCCUUUGUCGGCUCCCCCGGUGUGUCGGGGCUGUCGGUGGAGCAGCGCAAGCGCCUCACCCUGGCGGUGGAGCUGGUGGCUAACCCCUCGGUCGUCUUCAUGGAUGAGCCGACGCCACCAGCAGCAUCAGCUCCGCGGUCAGCGCGUUGA